Molecule: messenger RNA, 2074 nt
Organism: Prosopis cineraria
Lineage: Eukaryota; Viridiplantae; Streptophyta; Magnoliopsida; Fabales; Fabaceae
Product: cysteine-rich receptor-like protein kinase 44
Exons: 7
Coding region: 52-1998 (648 amino acids)
Biological process (GO): protein phosphorylation
Molecular function (GO): protein kinase activity; ATP binding
Source: RefSeq, a predicted model, not a curated record
UCAUAUUUCAUCGCCCACGGCAUUAUACAAUCAUCGGAAACGAUUCGCCCCAUGGAUUCUUCAAAACUCUCUCUCCUUGCUUGCCUUGUAAUCCUUUUGAUUGUUAGAAUCAAAGCGUCUUGUUCAGACACAACUUAUGCACCAAACAGCACAUUCCAAACAAACGUUAAUCGCUUACUUUCUUCCCUUUCCUCCAACGCCAAUCAAAUUGAUGGAUUUUACAACACCACCGUGGGAGAAAACAGCGACGCCGUCCACGGCCUCUUCCAGUGCCAUGGCUCUGCCACCGUCCCAGCCUGUCAAACAUGUGUUUCCGACGGAAUCAAAAAAAUCCUUCAGAGGUGCCCCAAUAAUACAGGAGCCGUCGCUUGGUUCGAAAACUGCUGGUUACAUUACUCCGACGAGUAUUUCUUCUCCACGAUGCAAGAACAACCCCAGCAAAUUGUUGUUAACGCCCGCAACGCAACAGACACGACGAGCUUUAUGAACCUGUUGGGUGAAACCUUGACAGUGGUUGCGAAAGAGGCGUCGGAAGGGGGAAGCAAGAAAUUUGCAACCAAAGAAGUAAAGUAUAGUCCUUUUCAAACUCUAUAUACUCUGGCGCAGUGCACGAAGGAUAUAUCUGAGAUUGAAUGUCGGAACUGUCUGGGAAACAGUAUUAGCAAUUUGCCUACUUGCUGUAAUGGAAAUGUUGGGGGAGUAACCCAGAAGCCCAGUUGCGUUUUAAGGUAUGAAGUCUACGCCUUCUACCAGGACUUUCCUCCGCCACCAGCCCCUCCGCUGCAAUCCACUUCCCAAGAUAAAGGCAGGAUUUCAACUGGUACAGUCACUUCCAUAGCUGUUCCAACAUUUAAAUUCAUAUUGACAGUCUCGCUCGGCAGCUUCUGGUGCUUAAAAAGGAGAGCAAGGAUAAAGAAGCAUACAUCACUUCCUGUACAAACUGUUGAGAUUUCAAGUGUAGAGUCCCUACAAUUUGAUUUGGAUACCAUCAAAUCAGCCACAAACGACUUCUCUCCUGAUAAUAAACUAGGGCAAGGAGGAUUUGGCGAGGUGUACAAGGGUACUCUUCCUGGUGGAAAAGAGUUAGCUGUGAAGAGAUUAUCAAGCAAUUCCAAACAAGGUGUAGGAGAAUUUAAGAAUGAAGUUGUUACGAUGGCAAAACUUCAACACAGAAAUCUUGUGAGGUUACUAGGAUUUUGUUUAGAUGAGGAAGAAAAGAUACUUGUCUAUGAAUUCUUGCCCAACAAAAGCUUGGAUAAGUUUCUGUUUGGACCUGAAAAUGAAGGUAAAUUGAAUUGGUCAAAACGGUACAAGAUUAUCGAAGGAAUUGUAAAGGGGAUGCUUUAUCUUCAUGAAGACUCUCGACUCAAAAUUAUACAUCGAGAUCUCAAAGCUAGUAAUGUACUUUUGGAUGAAGAUUUGAAUCCAAAAAUUUCUGAUUUUGGCAUGGCUAGAAUUUUUGAAGUUGAUGAAACUCAAGCAAGCACGAGUAGAGUUGUCGGUACCUUUGGCUACAUGGCUCCAGAAUAUAUAAUGCAUGGUCAUAUUUCAAUCAAAUCUGACAUAUAUAGCCUUGGUGUCCUAAUUCUGGAGAUUAUUAGUGGUGAGAAGAAUACAGCUUUCUACGUAUCAAGUUACGCUGAAGACCUACUAAGCUAUGCUUCGAAGCUGUGGAGGGAAGGGACGCCAUUAGAAUUGUUGGAUCCUAGUUUAAGAGAUUCUUGUUCAAGAAAUGAAGUUAAUAAAUGCAUUCAUAUAAGCAUGUUAUGUAUCCAGGAAAAUCCAGCACUGAGACCUACAAUGCAAUCUAUUAUGGUAAUGCUAAGUAGCCACUCUGUCACCCUAUCAGACCCUCAAGAGCCAGCAUUUUUUGUUGAUCGCCAUAGAACAAACUCAAACAAUCCGACCAUUUCUGAGAAUAGUUCGGAUCAAUCUACAAGCAAGUCGGUGCAACGGUCUGUGGAUGAAGAUCCAAUUACUGAUUUGUAUCCUCGCUAGUAUCUUUUUUUUUUUUUUCCCACCUAAAAUACUCAACUUGUUAUUGUAUUGUCUGUCAACUGGUACAAGUUUGAGA